Phyllostomus discolor (pale spear-nosed bat) is the source of this 3247-nucleotide messenger RNA. It is a transcript of the gene ANKH, whose product is annotated as ANKH inorganic pyrophosphate transport regulator. The transcript has 13 exons. The record is from RefSeq and is a predicted model, not a curated record. Lineage: Eukaryota; Metazoa; Chordata; Mammalia; Chiroptera; Phyllostomidae. Gene Ontology annotation, biological process: phosphate ion transmembrane transport. Gene Ontology annotation, molecular function: phosphate transmembrane transporter activity. The coding region runs from base 319 to 1947 and encodes 542 amino acids. Gene Ontology annotation, cellular component: membrane.
GGAGCGCUUAUAAUGGAGCCGCUGUCAGCAGAACCUUCUGCUGCCGCCACCGCCGCCGCCGCCACCGUCCCUCCUCUUUUUUUUCCCGGCAGAUCUUUGUUGUGUGGGAGGGCAGCAGGGAUGGACUUGAGCUUGCGGAUCUCCUGCUAGAGCCGCCGCGCUCGGAGAGGACGCCGCCGCCGCCGCUGCCUCGAGGCCCCGCCGGAGCCGGCCUGCGUCCGCCCGCGCCCCUGCCCGCUCGGCCCGCUCGGCCCGCGCCUCCCUGCAGAGUCCCCUCGCGGCGGCAGAUGUGUGUGGGGUCAGCCCACGGUGGGGACUAUGGUGAAAUUCCCGGCGCUCACGCACUACUGGCCCCUGAUCCGGUUCCUGGUGCCCCUGGGCAUCACCAACAUAGCCAUCGACUUCGGGGAGCAGGCCUUGAACCGGGGCAUCGCGGCUGUCAAGGAGGAUGCAGUGGAGAUGCUGGCCAGCUACGGGCUGGCCUACUCCCUCAUGAAGUUCUUCACGGGUCCCAUGAGUGACUUUAAAAACGUGGGCCUGGUGUUUGUGAACAGCAAGCGGGACAGAACCAAAGCCGUGCUGUGCAUGGUGGUGGCCGGAGCCAUCGCCGCCGUCUUUCACACCCUGAUAGCCUACAGCGACCUGGGCUACUACAUCAUCAAUAAGCUGCACCACGUGGACGAGUCCGUGGGGAGCAAAACGAGAAGGGCCUUCCUGUAUCUCGCCGCCUUCCCUUUCAUGGACGCGAUGGCAUGGACCCAUGCUGGCAUUCUCUUAAAACACAAGUACAGCUUCCUGGUGGGAUGUGCCUCAAUCUCAGAUGUCAUAGCUCAGGUCGUUUUCGUAGCCAUCUUGCUUCACAGCCACCUGGAGUGCAGAGAACCCCUGCUCAUCCCGAUCCUCUCCUUGUACAUGGGCGCCCUGGUGCGCUGCGCCACCCUGUGCCUGGGCUACUACAGGAACAUCCACGACAUCAUCCCCGACCGGAGCGGGCCGGAGCUGGGGGGAGAUGCCACAAUAAGGAAGAUGCUGAGCUUCUGGUGGCCGUUGGCUCUCAUCUUGGCCACACAGAGAAUCAGCAGGCCCAUUGUCAACCUCUUCGUUUCCCGGGACCUCGGUGGCAGUUCUGCAGCUACGGAGGCGGUAGCAAUUUUGACAGCCACGUACCCCGUGGGUCACAUGCCAUAUGGCUGGUUGACGGAAAUCCGCGCUGUCUACCCUGCUUUUGACAAGAAUAACCCCAGCAAUAAGCUGGUGAGCACAAGCAACACGGUCACGGCGGCCCACAUCAAGAAGUUCACGUUCGUGUGCAUGGCCUUGUCGCUAACGCUCUGCUUUGUGAUGUUCUGGACCCCCAACGUCUCCGAGAAAAUCCUGAUAGACAUCAUUGGUGUGGACUUCGCCUUCGCAGAACUCUGCGUCGUUCCUCUGCGAAUCUUCUCCUUCUUCCCGAUUCCAGUCACCGUGAGGGCCCAUUUCACCGGGUGGCUGAUGACACUGAAGAAGACCUUCGUUCUAGCCCCCAGCUCCGUGCUGCGGAUUAUUGUCCUCAUCACCAGCCUCGUGGUCCUGCCCUACCUGGGGGUACACGGAGCCACCCUGGGCGUGGGCUCCCUCCUUGCAGGGUUUGUGGGAGAAUCCACCAUGGUCGCCAUUGCCGCAUGCUACGUCUAUCGGAAACAGAGAAGGGACGAGAUUAACCAGGGAGUGAAUGGAGGUGGAGAAGAGAAGGGGUCCAGGGGUAUACCUCUGGGGGACACCACUGUGGGCCCCCCCAGCCAUGGCAGCCAGGUGGUGACAGCUGAGAUUGGCGGAGAUUUGGACCUAACGAAGAAAAAGAAGACGGAGAACGAGUCGGCCGUGGACGGGGAGGACUCGGCCAUGACGGACAUACCUCCGGCGGAGGAGGGGACAGACGUCGUGGAAAUGAGAGAGGAGAAUGAAUAAGGCCCGGAACGCGCGCUGCGGGGACAGUCGAGAUGACACUCAGCCUCAUCUCCUCUCCCACUGAGUUCCGUUCCCUUUUGGUUUUGGUUUCGGUUUCGGUUUCGGUAACGCAAGAGGCCUUGAUUUAAAGGUUUCCCGCACACUCUCCGGCAUACUGGGUAUGCUCACACGCAGGCGGGGACCUGGGCAAUGGUCUUCGCCAUCGCUUUGUAAAAACCAACGAAACAGUUGACUUCAUCCCCCUGCUUCAUGAAAACCCGAAAGACGUAGCUGCCUCUAGUCCGAGUGGACGCCCCCUCCCUCGGACAGUCUCCACUCGGAACCAAAGGACCGUGGCUCUGCCCUCCGACGCCCCACAGCCACCGCUGCCCGGCAGGCCCCGCACUGCCCCCUGUCCCUUGCAUCUCUCUUAAGAAUCAGCAGGUUACAGCCAGGUGGCAUUCCGCUGUGGAGUCAUCAACUGCCCACUGCGCAUGUGCAGAGGAUCCGCCGGAGCCCCCCUUCCCACGGAAGAGCGGACGCGUGGACGCUCUGGGCAGGUGGAUGGGAAUGACCUCCUGUGGGAAAGUCUGAGAUGCCACAGGAGCAGCCGGCUGACAGCGUCCCACGCACGCGUCCCAGGCACGCAUCUCACCCAGCCUCCACCUGGGCGGGAGCGAGCUCCCACACCGUGCCCGCCGUGUACUUACCCAGCUAACCUGAGCGUCAUCGUCGCAGAAGCGCUUCUCCAAAUUUCAGCACCCUUCCGCAUGGCUUCCCCCGAAGGCUUGUUCUUCACUCGCCCUCCUGAAGAGGGCGCUAGAGCAAGGGAAACGGAGCAUUCUAACUCUGCGUGUUAGUUUUUACAGUGAACUGAAGCUUUAAGUCAUAAUCUCAUUCUAAUGCCAGGUUGCCGUAUUGUAACUUUUGAAGUAGAUGUAUUACCUGGUUCAGCCAUUCUUAGUCAUAACCGUGCGGUACAGGUAAUUCCAGUGUACUCCCCUCUCACCACAGGAUAAAGGAAGACAUUUUAUAAACAAUAUCAAAGUCACUAUGUGAUACUCCCUGAGAUGACACAUUUGAAAUCCAUUUAGUGCAGUCUAUUUUUCUAAGUUUUGGAAAGCGGGUUUUUUCUUUAAAAAAAAAAAUACGGACACAGUUCAGUAAAUUCUUGAUUUCGACAAAAUUCCUAGACUGAAAGAACCUAGACACAAAAAAAUAUUUUAAAGAUAUAAAUAGAUACUGUAUAUGUUAUGUAAUUUAUUUUAGGCUAUAAUACAUUUCCUAUUUUCGCAUUUUCAAUAAAAUGUCUCUAAUACAA